Pseudomyrmex gracilis is the source of this 836-nucleotide messenger RNA. Its product is annotated as cuticle protein 38-like. Bases 251 to 601 code for a protein of 116 amino acids. The transcript has a single exon. The record is from RefSeq and is a predicted model, not a curated record. Lineage: Eukaryota; Metazoa; Arthropoda; Insecta; Hymenoptera; Formicidae.
CCAAGUCCUUGGCAGUGUUCCUCCUGUCCUUUGCCUGGCGCAACAAAAAACGAGCAUCGAAAAACGACAACGAGACGCGGUAAGGCAACAGGAACCGCUCGGGACCGGGUGCUCCGCAAUAUUCCGAGUUUCGAGGUGGGAGAGGUCAGUCCCGACGAAUAUAAGAGGGUCCUAGUCCACCGUUCGGACAUCAUUCGCUCUUCAGCUCAGUCAGUAGAAGCAAGAAGCGCAUUCACUCACCACACCAACCAUGUACAAACUCGUCGCUCUCUUCGCCUUGUUGGCCUGUGUCGCCGCCGCGCCUGCACCGGGUCUUCUCGCGGCACCAGCUGCUCUCCACGCGGCGCCGGUUGUCGCGGCAGCGCCCGCGGUCGCAGUCGCCCACACGUUGCCGGUCGCCACCAGCUACGCUAACACCUACAAAGUGUCUGUGAAGAGCCCGCUGGUCGCCGCUGCCCCCGUCGCCUACGCCGCACCGAUCGUCAAGACCGCGCCGGUUGUCGCCGCCGCACCGGUCGUCGCCGCCGCUCCGGCCACCGUAGUCGCCCAUGCCGCACCACUCGCCUACGCCGCACACGCCCCUAUCGUCGCACUCCAUUAAGAAAUACAUCUAGCCAUCGUUUUCAUUUCGUGACCGACGUGCCGAAGAAGAGCGUUUUCCGCAUGACGACGACGACUUAUCGGAACGAUCGGCCAGUCGAUCGAACGAUCAUCAACCAUCACCAGGCAACUAUUCGUUGAAGACCCUCACCGAAAUUGUAUCAGCCAGUCCGUACGAUCGAACGAUCGAUCGCUGCGAUUAAUUUUAAACAAUAAAAUUGCCAUUUUUGCUUUAA